AUGCUAAGCGAGCGCUCUACCAUCUGAGCUAAUCCCCCCGAUGGCGGAACCAUAGUCAAGGGUCUACUAAUUUCUCUAUUCUCUUCGACCCUUAAUGUGAGGGAACCUCUGAACGAGUUCCGGCGGAAGUACGGAUCACGGCCUUGUCACAAAAGAAAUGGCGAGCGGAGUCGGUAAACACAAAAUCCUGAACGUGGGUCCGACGGAGGCAUGGUCGGUCAGGGAGAAGCUCUGCCUGGCCUCCUCCGUCAUGAGGAGUGGCGACCAGAACUGGGUGUCGGUGAGCAGAGCCAUCAAGCCUUUCUCAGAGACCGGACGGCCUCCCGACUGGUUUUCCCAGAAGCACUGUGCCUCUCAAUACUCUGAGCUGCUGGAAGCCACAGAAGCCCCCAAGCGUAAGCGCGGCGAGAAAGGCGAGGUGGUGGAAACCAUCGAGGAUGUGAUCGUACGCAGACUGACGGCCGAGAGGAUAGAAGAGCUGAAGAAACUACUGCGAGACACACAGGAACAGUAUAGGAAGUUGAAAAAGGACGUGGACCUGAUCCAGACGGGCCACAUGGACGUCCAGCUGAAGGAGCUGUGGACCGACAUGACGCUAAAGAAGAAACAAGACGAAGACGAGGCAGAGCAGAAGAGAAAAGCCACUGAGAAUGCUUUUCAGGCUCGCCAGGCCAUGAAGAACACCCCUAAACGGGUGCCCAGCGUUACGGUGCGCUCUCCGCUGGGUGCCAGCCCCCCCGGCCUGGAGCCACCGGCAGAACCCGCCGCACCCGCGCCCCCCACGGACCCCAGCCCCACCCCAACUUCCACCCCCAUCUCCGUCGGCCCCUCCUCCGAGGACACGGGCAGCCACCACACUUCCCAGGGAGUCGGAGUGUUCCUGCCCGUCUCAGAGCCCCCGGGGGUCGGGCCUAAAGACGGAAGCCUGGGCCCUCUGGUAGACGACUCCCCGCAAAAGAGGUGCCUCACCCAGAAGGCCACGCCGCCACCCUCCCCCCUGCUCUCUGAGCUGCUCAAGAAGGGCAACCUCAUCUCCGCCAGCCCCCGCCUGGUAGCGGAGGGCGACCUGACAGCCAGCCUGUCCAAUGGAGUGCAGACAGCCACGGCGACUGUUCCCAUGCCAACCAGCCUGCAUGACAUCACCGCCGAGGGGGAGGCGGAGGCCGGGGUGAAGGCGGAGCUGGGGGCAGAGCCGGGCCUGGUGGAGGAGGACCUGGUGGCCGUGUCCUACAUGGGGGACGAGCUGGACCUGGAGACGGUGGGGGGCAUCAUCGCCAUCAUCGAGGAGAAGGUGGAUGACUCCGUGGAGGCGUUGGACGCGGCGGCGGUGGAGGAGGCGCUCUCCCUCUGCGAGGAGGCCGACUCCGGGUCCCACCCGCUACCGGGCCCCUGGGAGACCCAGACCCAGGACUCUGAGCCCGGGAGCCCCGUCCUGGGCCCCCUCCAAGGGUCCGAGCAGGAGCCCCCGGGGCCGGCCGUGGCCCCGGCCGUCUCCCCGGGCCCCGCCCGCGCCGAGACCCCCGUUCCGCCGGAGCCGGCGGGGGACCAGCAGCUCCCGGCCGGCAGGGAGGGGCCGGAGGCGGCGGGGAACGAUGAGGUCACUUCCUCCAUGGCCUCUGACGACUGCACCAUGGGGGGCGAGGCGGGGGACGGGGAGGGGCCGGGGGGGGAGAAGGAGGAGCCCGAGGUGGUGGUGAAGAGCGAGGGGGAGGAGUGGAGCCAGCAGGAGGUCAACCCGCCCUGUCUGGACUCUGAGGACAGCUCUGUGUCGGGGAAAGAGUCAAAGGAGGUGAAGGAGGAGGACCCGGGCAGCGAGGCGGAAGAGAGCAUGGAGCUGAAGGAGGAGUGUGGCGAGGGGGAGGGGCCCUACCUGUCGGAGGUAGAGCGGGCGGCCAGCGAGAGCGAGGACGGCUACGGCCCCUCCUCCCAGCGCUACACCACGGCCGACUCGCUGGCCAGCAGCCCCGCCUCGUCCUCUCAGUUCUCUACGUGCGGGGAGGACCAGGAGGCCGUCCAGGCCCAGAAGAUCUGGAAGAAGGCCAUCAUGUUGGUGUGGAGGGCGGCGGCCAAUCACAGGUACGCCAGCGUGUUCCUGCAACCCGUGUCAGAUGACAUCGCCCCGGGGUAUCAUAGCAUAGUGCACAGGCCCAUGGACCUAUCGGCCAUCAAGAAGAACAUCGAGGCGGGGGUGAUCCGCACCACGGCUGAGUUCCAGCGCGACAUCAUGCUGAUGUUCCAGAACGCCGUCAUGUACAACUCGUCGGACCAUGACGUGUACCACAUGGCGCUGGAGAUGCAGCGCGACGUGCUGGAGCACGUGCAGCAGUUCCUCGCCACGCAGCUCAUCAUGCAGACCUCGGAGAGCGCCAUCUCCACCAAGAGCCUGCGGGGCCGCGAGGGCGGCCGCAAGCCCGGGGAGCCCGCCGAGAAGCGUACUGUACGUAGCAGCAGCACACGGGCACAGACAAAUGGACGUAUGGACGGGGGCACCAGGGGCCGCCGCAGCGCCAUGGAGGCUGACCUCAAGAUGAAGAAGUAGAGAAGAAUCACCAGACCUCGGAGCGAGACGAGAGAGAGAGAGAGAGAGAGAGAGAGAGAGAGAGAGAGAGAGAGAGAGAGAGAGAGAGAGAGAGAGAGAGAGAGAGAGAGAGAGAGAGAGAGAGAGAGAGAGAGAGAGAGAGAGAGAGAGAGAGAGAGAGAGAGAGAGAGAGAGAGAGAGAGAGAGAGAGAGAGAGAGAGAGAGAGAGAGAGAGAGAGAGAGAUGGACACCCUGUCAUGCCAAAAUAUAGAGUGCAGAUGAUAUCAUAGUUCUGGGUUAGGUGUCCCCCUUUAACAGGCUACUCUCUCACACAUGCCUCCAUGUGUGUGUGUGGGUAGGUGUGUGUGGAUGUUAAUGAGGCUCUAGUGUGUCCUUGUGUUCGCUCUCCAGAUCAGGGCUUGGCUGAACCCUGAUCUGGUGUGCUCCUUUUCCCCAGUAACCGGUCUUAAGGGAUCCAUGUUAUCUAGUCUUUGGGAUGCGCCGGUAGCUACACCGGCCUUCACAGUGCUGUCCAGAACGCCUCUUAAUACUGAACGCCUGCAGACUUUAAUGACGUUGCAGUGAAUCCCGUCAGACCGUUAAGCAAUAGAUUGUUUCCCCCCCCUCCCCUUUAAAUUAUUUGUGUUGAACCACGCCAUGUUUGUGACUUUAUUAAGUCUUCCGAAGGGUAAAGCAUUUCCCCCCCCCCCAAGAGUUACCGGGCCAAGAAAGCCGAAUUGGUGACUUUGACAAACAUCCAAGUGAGCAUCCCAAGUUCAGUCUCCUGUGAUAUAGCGGUAGAAAUCUGGAAGUCGGUGUAUACUGUGUCAUGUGCGUGCGUUAGGUUAGAGUACUUGGUUGUACCGCGGCGAUGGACUUUGUUUGGGGCCAGUGGGAGUUCAUGUAUCCUGUGUUCAGUUGUACAUUUGUUUAUUAAAAAAUAUUAUUUGAUCUUU
Messenger RNA from Gadus morhua (Atlantic cod), 3474 nucleotides. RefSeq names its product bromodomain containing 8b (gene brd8b). The record is from RefSeq and is a predicted model, not a curated record. The coding region runs from base 158 to 2539 and encodes 793 amino acids. Gene Ontology annotation, cellular component: NuA4 histone acetyltransferase complex. Lineage: Eukaryota; Metazoa; Chordata; Actinopteri; Gadiformes; Gadidae. The transcript is spliced from 19 exons. Gene Ontology annotation, molecular function: protein binding.